GUUUAUUGUCUUCUGACACCGGCAAUCUUGUACAAUAAUCGGAGUAAAACAGAGAUAGGAUCUUAUGAUUUUUUAAUUUCUUUUCUUAACCAUUAUGCACUCCCGUCCUUCAAGUGCAUUAUAUAUAACCUAAGAGACUGGAGGUAUCAUUGUAGUCGCCAAGAUGAACCGACCAGUGAUCGUUGUUGCACUUGUACUCGCAUGCAUAUUCAGCUGCAAUGGAAUUAGUCCUGAGUUAAAGACAGCAAUUGAAGAAUGCAAAGCUGAACACAACGUAGAGUCUGACCAAAUCAAGGAAGCAAUUGAAAAUAAGAAACUACCAGAAACUGAAAAUGGACAGUGCUUUAUGUCAUGCGUAAUGGAAAAAAUGGGUGUGAUCAAGGAUGGAAAAAUUGACAUGGAUAAGGCUAUGGAACAUUAUGAAAAGAAAGUCAAAGAUCCAGAAAACCGACAAAAAGCCAAUGAAGUAGCUAAAAGGUGUGCCAAUGUGCAAGGUACAGAUGCCAAAUGCUCCCUUGCUACAGAGCUAGUAAAAUGUGUCGUGAAAACUGCAGAAGAGCUUCAACUGGAAAUGUCAAAGGAUGAAGUAGAGUAAACCAGGCCCACUAUUCAUCUGCAUCUCAAAAGAUUACCUCAAGUAGAUUAUGUAAAAUACUGAUCUGUCCCAAUGCAUUCUAAAUACAUUUUUAAAAUAAAUUGUUGAUUAUGAAUUUAAUAAAUAGAAAAAUGUUACUGAAUAUCU
Molecule: messenger RNA, 742 nt
Organism: Nezara viridula (southern green stink bug)
Lineage: Eukaryota; Metazoa; Arthropoda; Insecta; Hemiptera; Pentatomidae
Source: the annotation of a GenBank genome assembly